Molecule: messenger RNA, 569 nt
Organism: Pecten maximus
Lineage: Eukaryota; Metazoa; Mollusca; Bivalvia; Pectinida; Pectinidae
Product: sentrin-specific protease 3-like
Exons: 5
Coding region: 13-465 (150 amino acids)
Biological process (GO): protein desumoylation
Cellular component (GO): nucleus
Molecular function (GO): deSUMOylase activity
Source: RefSeq, a predicted model, not a curated record
GUGAAUGCUUAUAUGGCAAUCUUGGAGGAAAAACACCGAGUACGUUGUUUUGACUCGUUCCUUCUGGAGGAAAUCAAACAUAGAGGAGUCAGUAAUAUGCCAAACAAUGUCAACACUGCUCACACAGAGUUUCUCUUUAUUCCACUACACCAGCAAUCUCAUUGGUCCCUCAUAGUUGUUGAUGUUCAGAGAGCAACCAUAUCCUACCUCGAUCCUCUUGGAAUUUUCAACGAAGCAAACAUGAAAGCUAUCACUGACUAUCUGAGGCGUGCUGGUCUAAGCCUAGUCAGGGACAAACAAUUCGAAAACUCUAAGAAGUUCCCCACUCAGAAGAACAGCUAUGACUGUGGAGUAUACAUCCUCGAGUAUGCACGUUGUAUCGCCUCUCACCAACGGUGCACACAGGCGAACAUGAAAAAAGGCAGACAGAACAUCAAACACAGUAUAGAGGAAGUGUACCUGUAAAAGUGUCAUUAAUAUACUGUGGUAUUUGGAACGACCAUGAAGGUAUAUAUAGAACAUACAGAGAUAAUAUCGCAUAUAAACAGCACUAUAUGACAUCUGGAGGU